Molecule: messenger RNA, 2823 nt
Organism: Poecile atricapillus (Black-capped chickadee)
Lineage: Eukaryota; Metazoa; Chordata; Aves; Passeriformes; Paridae
Gene: KSR2
Product: kinase suppressor of ras 2
Exons: 19
Coding region: 1-2823 (940 amino acids)
Biological process (GO): protein phosphorylation
Molecular function (GO): ATP binding; protein kinase activity
Source: RefSeq, a predicted model, not a curated record
AUGGAUGAGGACAACAUGACGAGGAGCGAGGAGCAGGAGCUGAGUCUGCAGAAGGCGCUGCAGCAGUGCGAGCUGGUCCAGAACAUGAUCGACAUCAGCAUCUCCAACCUGGAGGGGCUCCGCACCAAGUGCGCCGCCUCCAACGACCUCACGCAGAAGGAGAUCCGCACCCUGGAGAGCAAGCUGGUGAAGUAUUUCAGCCGGCAGCUGUCCUGCAAGAGGAAGGUGGCCCUGCAGGAGCGCAAUGCCAAACUGGAGGGCUUCCCCCAGCUCCUGCACUGGUUCCGCAUCGUCGACAUCCGAAAGGAGGUGAUGGAGGAAAUCGCCCCUGGGCAGCUCAGCCUGGAGGAUUUGCUGGACAUGACCGAUGAGCAGGUCUGUGCCACCGUGGAGAAGUUUGGGGCCAACAGAGAGGAGUGUGCCCGGCUGAACGCGUCCCUGUCCUGCCUCCGCAGCGUCCACAAGUCCGGCGGGAGCCUCUCCAAGCAGGACUGGACCAUCCAGUGGCCGAGCACGGAGCCGGGCAAGGAGAACAGUCCCGGAUGCCCCGCGGAGCCGGGACCCUGGGGCAGGACGCACCCGAGCCCCAAGGUCCAGCCCAAGUGUGGGCAGCACCACUGCCACGCCAGCUCGUCCCACGGCCCCAUGUACACCCACGUGGACCGCCUGACCGUGGAGGGUCACCCGGGGCUCUGCCCACCCCUCGAGUCCGGCCACCGCUCCCUGCCCCCGUCCCCCCGGCAGCGCCACGCCGCGCACACCCCCCCGCGCACCCCCAACAUCGUCACCACCAUGACCCCGCCGGGGACCCCCCCCGUGCGCCGCAGGAACAAACUGAAGCCCCCCGGGACGCCCCCGCCCUCCUCGAGGAAGCUGAUCCACCUCAUCCCGGGAUUCACGGCGCUUCACCGGAGCAAAUCCCACGAGUUCCAGCUGGGACACCGCGUGGAUGAGGCGCACACCCCCAAGGUCAAGAAGAAGAACAAGCCCCUGAACCUGAAGAUCCACAACAGCGUGGGGAGCUGUGAGAACAUCCCGGCCCAGCGCUCCCCUCUCCUCUCCGAGCGCUCCCUGCGCUCCUUCUUCGUGGGGUACCCGCCCUUCCUGCCCUCCACCCCGCCUGUCCACACCGAAGCCACCUUCUCAGCAAAUACGCUGUCAGUGCCUCGCUGGUCCCCGCAGAUCCCUCGUCGGGAUUUAGGAAACUCCAUCAAACACAGGUUUUCCACCAAGUACUGGAUGUCUCAGACCUGCACCGUCUGCGGGAAGGGAAUGUUGUUCGGCUUAAAAUGCAAAAACUGCAAGCUCAAGUGCCACAACAAAUGCACCAAAGAGGCGCCCCCGUGUCACCUGCUGAUCAUCCACCGCGGAGAUCCAGCAAGGUUAGUCCGGACAGAGUCGGUGCCCUGCGACAUCAACAACCCCCUGAGGAAGCCCCCGCGGUACUCGGACCUGCACGUCAGCCAAACCCUCCCCAAAACCAACAAACUCAACAAGGACCACAUUCCAGUGCCCUACCAGCCAGAUUCCAGCAGCAACCCCUCGUCCACCACGUCGUCCACGCCGUCCUCGCCGGCCCCGCCGCUGCCGCCCAGCGCCACCCCCCCGUCCCCCCUGCACCCGUCCCCGCAGUGCCCGCGCCAGCAGAAGCAGUUCAACCUGCCAGCCUCCCAUUACUACAAGUACAAGCAGCAGUUCAUUUUCCCAGAUGUGGUGCCUGAGACGCCGACCCGAGCCCCGCAGGUCGUCCUGCACCCCGUCACCUCCAACCCCAUCCUGGAAGGAAACCCAUUGCUUCAAAUUGAAGUGGAGCCCACCUCGGAGAACGAGGAAGGCGCCGAGGAGGUGCAGGAGUCCGAGGACGACUUUGAGGAGAUGAACCUCUCGCUGCUCUCCGCGCGCAACUUCCCGCGCAAGGCCAGCCAGACCAGCAUCUUCCUGCAGGAGUGGGACAUCCCCUUCGAGCAGCUGGAGAUCGGGGAGCUGAUCGGGAAGGGCCGCUUCGGGCAGGUGUUCCACGGGCGCUGGCACGGGGAGGUGGCCAUUCGCCUCAUCGACAUCGAGCGCGACAACGAGGACCAGCUCAAGGCCUUCAAGAGGGAGGUCAUGGCCUACAGACAGACCCGGCACGAGAACGUGGUGCUCUUCAUGGGGGCCUGCAUGAGCCCUCCCCACCUCGCCAUCAUCACCAGCCUGUGUAAAGGACGGACACUCUACUCCGUGGUGAGGGACGCCAAAAUUGUCCUGGACGUCAACAAGACGAGGCAGAUAGCACAAGAAAUUGUGAAGGGAAUGGGAUACCUGCAUGCCAAGGGGAUCCUCCACAAGGACCUCAAGUCCAAGAAUGUCUUCUAUGACAAUGGGAAGGUGGUGAUCACCGACUUCGGGCUCUUCAGCAUCUCUGGAGUUCUCCAAGCGGGCAGGAGGGAGAACAAGCUGCGCAUCCAGAACGGCUGGCUGUGCCACCUGGCUCCCGAGAUCAUCCGGCAGCUCUCUCCGGACACCGAGGAGGACAAGCUGCCCUUCUCCAAGCACUCGGACGUCUUUGCACUGGGCACCAUCUGGUACGAGCUGCACGCCCGGGAAUGGCCCUUCAAGACGCAGCCAGCGGAGGCAAUAAUCUGGCAGGUGGGAAGAGGGAUGAAGCCCAACCUCAGCCAGAUCGGGAUGGGCAAGGAGAUCUCGGACAUCCUCCUGUUCUGCUGGGCCUACGAGCAGGAGGAGAGACCCACCUUCACCAAGCUCAUGGACAUGCUGGAGAAACUGCCAAAGCGCAACCGCCGCCUUUCCCACCCGGGGCACUUCUGGAAGUCGGCAGAGUAA